Adelges cooleyi (spruce gall adelgid) is the source of this 681-nucleotide messenger RNA. RefSeq lists its product as uncharacterized. The transcript has 4 exons. Lineage: Eukaryota; Metazoa; Arthropoda; Insecta; Hemiptera; Adelgidae. The record is from RefSeq and is a predicted model, not a curated record. The coding region runs from base 102 to 650 and encodes 182 amino acids.
CAGAACAUUGGCUAAAGGACAAAAUACAAGAAAUUUCAUUGUUCUUAAUUUGAUUUUACGCUAAACGGAAUGUACACAUAGAACUGCUGCUGCCAACAAAAAUGAAGUCCAGAGACGUGCAAGUCACGGUUUUAGAACUGUUAAACGGCAUCGACGCGAUCCAUGUGCACUGCACGCAACGGUUGAGCGUAACGCAGCCCAGACUGUUGGGCAGACAACUGGCGAACAGCCUGGACGUGCUCAAGGUCAGGAAGCAUCGUUUGUUCUACGCGAUGGCGCCGCCCGGCAAAAAGGUGUGCCCGCUCGACGACGCCUGUUCUUGCGAAGCGUUUUUCGAAUGGCCACACGGCGUAUUGAACGUGUACGCAGUUAUCGUCAACAGCGUGGUGACGGCCGAAUACGAAAAAACAGUGGAGUUAUACACCAAUGUUAUUCUUUGGGAAGACGUGGACCGAAUAAACCGUUUCAAACGAAUCAUAGCCAAACCAUUAAGUCACAGACCAAUGGAACCAGAAAUAGAUCCACCGGACGACCAAAAACCUGGAACAGCCGAAAGGCUUUACAGUAAAUCGCAAUCUUCAAAAUCCAGUUUUAAAGAGUCGGCCAUUCUUGGAAAAGGUGCUGUAAGUUUUCAAUCUACGACUAAUUGAGAAUAUUAUUUAUUUAUAAGCAACAAAUAUU